GCCCUCCGUGUGUUCCUGUAGCUGGUAUGCAUUUGGUUGUGUGCAUGUGUGUGAGUGUGCGUGUGUGCAUGUCUGAAUGCGAACAAGUUGAUAUCGUUUUUUUUUUGUUUGUUUGUUUUUUGUCGUUGUUGUUGUUUUUUUCUUUUCUUCAAAACAUCUUUGAAUUAAGCUCUGCAAGUUAGCAGGGGCUGCGGCGAGUGAGCCAUCUUUCAGAGCCGCCCGACGAAAAGAAAAAAAGACUUUCCACAACAACAGAGACUGUGAUGAACUCAAGUUUGCUACGUUGCAGCCUCUGAAAACAAGCCACAUCUACGCAGUUUAACGAAUGUCGGCGUAUUAUUCUGCUUUGACACCAGCUAACCUGAAGCUAGGGGCGACAGCUGCAAACCCUGCCGUUUGUUAUUGUGUUGUGCAGUUUGCGGUCAAGUGAUAGUGUCGCGUGCCUUCUUCUUAAAUGUGUGAAGUCACCCGUGUUAGGUGAUUGAUGAAGUUGCGGUGAACGUCAUAUGAGGCAUAUUAAUAAAGACGUAAUUGUAGGUGAUAAGCCAUAAGCUACUCAGGCAAAAAUGCUAAAGACGCUGACGAAGAAGCUAAGAAGACAUUCACUCAAUGAGAUACAUCCUUUCCACCUGAAGAUUUCCUACCAUGGCAGUGGAGAGGGAGGCGAGAGUGAUGACUCAGAGGGGGAGAACCAGGAGCUUGCACAAAUUGACAGAGAGAGACGGAGGAAUUGUGCCCUCACCCCCUUGGCCACCAGCCAGCAGCACAACCAGGGUCCGCUCUCUCCAGCCCGAUUACGACGCCUACGGCUCCUUUUAGAUGCCAAUCUGGAUCGCCACUCCUCAGAGGAAGAGCUUGAGCGUAUCAGCUGUGGUGACAACAGGAAGUGGGUGUCCGCGCUUCCCCAGUGCCACAUUGAUCACCACAGCAGCACCUCCAGUGAUGAGGAGGUGCGGGACCUAUGUGGCUGCGGGUCACCGGCUGCCUCCACCAGGCCGCUAGUCGAGUCGGGCACUUGCCUGGCUGCCUCCCCAAGCCCUGUUCUCUUCAGCUCCAGUCCACCACGUAGCCUCAAGCCUCCCUCCAUGCGCUUUCAGCUGCAGGUUGUGCAGCCAGUUGCACGGCCCAUCAUUUUGACCCACUUUGACCAGUCAGCACCUUACAGAAAGUAUCGGCACAGUUUUAAUGGGGAGCCUGGGAGGCCCAGUCUGGACCUAGAGAAAAUGCAACAGAAAAUGCUGCUGAAAAAGAACUGUGGAGGGAAGACACGGACUAUAAAGAUCCGGAAUCUGACCAGCAGUCGCCCUCCGCCCAGGUACACCUAUGACCCAUCCAUCUUCGCCUUCCGCUCCUUGAGCACAGUGCCCCCCUGCAGCCCCCUGACCCCGUCUGAAGAUCCUCCCUGCUCAUAAGAAUAGGAAUUCAUUCCCAGACAGCUGCUUUUUUUUGUGGCUUCUGCAGCGAGACCACGGAGUGACUGCUCUGAAACUGACUGCUAAAAAGACAUUUGUUUGAUGGUCGAAUUAUUGCACACUCAGGUAAUCCCACCCUCUAACGCUGUCACUUUGAUUACUUUUCUCCACAUGAAAUCAACAGAAACAUGUGGAGAAUAAAAUGGCCUCAAUACAACACGUUCAAGGAAACUUCAGGCUUGGCUUACAUCUGUGAAAAGAUCCUGUGAUUGGAGAGAAACUGAUCAAGAAACAAACAUGGACUGCGGACCAGAGGUGGUACAAAGGGACAGGGCCAACCAUUUUAAAACCUGGAUCUAUUUCUGGGUUGGAUCAAUAUUCAAGGGGAAUAAUGCAUGUAAGACAAUCAAAUGGUUCCAAGGUUUCUUCCUUUGAUGUCAUUCCUGGACAUCUUGUAAGAUUCUUAUUAACGUUAUACACUAAACACAGCAAGCUGAGUCAUCUGAUAUCUUGUUACUGUUGAGAUGAACAUAAACAGUGGUCACAUUUGUCUGUCUGAAAAACUACUUCUUUGGAUGUGUCAUUGAAUAUGACGGUCAUGAUCAGCUAUAACAAACAUGUAUGACAUGUAUGUAGGUGAAUAGUUGACCUUUUGAUGAUGUAAGUUUCUUAAUGAAUUUGUCACUUUUAGUCCAGGUCAAAUUUAAAUACUUGUAUCCUCUUUACUUGCAUGAAUUCCGCUGUUUUGCAGAAAGAGAGGUAUGUGGAAGGAAGUAUGACAAUAGUUUGCUGCGCAUUUGGCAAGUGUAACUGGUGCUAUGUUAAGCAUAGCCCUCUUGUAGUGUGCCAUUUUAUUUUAUUUUUUCCAAUAUUGUACCUCAUUACUUUCUAGGUAGAAGAGGACCGCUGGUAUAUCCAAGACAUCCCAGUGUUUUCUUAAGAUCUCUUAAUGCCUUGAAAUAACAUUCCUGUUCCAUUGAAUGAAACUUGAGGUAGUUCUCAGCCCCUGAAAUGAGCUCAUCAAUUGAUUCCACACAAUGUCACCACUGUAACUAAUAUUUCGCCGAAGUGAAUGUAACAUUGUGACAUGUUUGUGUCCAUUGUUGCGCAAAAUUAAUAAAUGCCCUGUGGCCUCUUGUUUAGGA
This is a messenger RNA of Acanthopagrus latus (yellowfin seabream), 2557 nucleotides long. RefSeq lists its product as uncharacterized. The record is from RefSeq and is a predicted model, not a curated record. Lineage: Eukaryota; Metazoa; Chordata; Actinopteri; Spariformes; Sparidae. The coding region runs from base 567 to 1412 and encodes 281 amino acids. The transcript has 5 exons.